Grus americana (Whooping crane) is the source of this 2106-nucleotide messenger RNA. RefSeq names its product sorting nexin 31 (gene SNX31). The record is from RefSeq and is a predicted model, not a curated record. Gene Ontology annotation, molecular function: phosphatidylinositol binding. Lineage: Eukaryota; Metazoa; Chordata; Aves; Gruiformes; Gruidae. Gene Ontology annotation, cellular component: early endosome. The coding region runs from base 53 to 1357 and encodes 434 amino acids. The transcript has 14 exons. Gene Ontology annotation, biological process: intracellular protein transport.
UCAGCCCCGCCGCCGCCGUGAGGGUGGCGGCCCGGCCCGGCGCGGUCUUGCCAUGAAGCUGCACUUCAGCAUCACCGCCGCUGAGGAGCUGCGGGAGAAGCUCGGGGGGCGCUACGUGCUGUAUUCGGUGUGUCUGGAGGGCUUCCUGCUCGGCAAAGUGCGGUACAGCCAGCUCCGCCGCUGGGACGCGCAGCUGAGGCAGCUUUUUGGGACUGCUGUGCCUGCUUUCCCUCCAAAGUUUUACCUGGCAAUGACCAAGUCGAUGGCAGAUGAGAGACGCUCUCAGCUGGAGCAGUACCUUCAGAAUGUUACUUUGGAUUCAAAUAUUACCAAUAGUGAUGUCUUCAUAGAGUUUUUCCGAAAGCUACAGCAGGAUACAUUUAAGAUCCGAACCCAGAGAGCUUUUUUGGAUGUUUACCUUGCUGAUGGCAGCAAUAUUAGACUUGAUAUCCAGACAUCGGACACUGCAGAAAGAAUAUUAGAGGUUACAUCAUGCAAGAUGGGGUUAUCAAGAGAAUUAAUAAAAUAUUUUAGCUUAUUUUUCUUUCAAGAUCAUGAUGAUGGAGUGCUCUCUGUGGUGAAAAAAGUGGCAGACUUUGAACUUCCUUAUGUGAGUCUCCAGAGCAUGAAAGAGUUGCACUGUAAGCUUGGGAUCAGAAAGUGGUAUAUGGAUCCUUCUCUUGAUAUACUGCUGAUGGAUUGUAGAAUUUCACUGAAUUUGCUAUAUAUGCAGGCAAUCCAGGAAGUUAAGAGGAAUUGGGUUAAACCAACAGAAGGGCAGAUGCAAGAACUCAAACUUCUACAAAAAAAUGCAAAUAAAGCAAAGUUUCUGGAGCUGAUUCGAGAAAUGCAGUUCUAUGGAUACAUACGACUUGAUCCUUGCAUUUGUGACUAUCCGGAAGAAGGCUGCUCAGCUGACAUCUAUAUCGGCAAUAAUGAGAUUAUCUGCUCCAUAAAACUGCCUACUAACCUAACCAAAGAGGUCAGCUUUAAAAUCAACAGGUUAAGAAGUUGGCAGGUUACUUUUCUUGCUGCUACAAAGGAUGAAGAUGACACUCUGGAGCUCAGAUUUGAGUACAAUGAUUCAGGCACAUGGCAGUGGAUAAUUUUGUACACAAAACAGGCCUUUCUGCUCAGUAGCUGCUUGAAGAAAAUGAUAUCUGAACAGAUGAUGAAGGCAGCCAAAGAAGGCCAAGAGAUGGAGAUCAAGAUGCCUGAAUCCACAAAAAAUAGUAAGAAAUCCAGCAUCCAACAAAAGCAGGUAGUUCAUUCAGGUUUUAUAUCAAGAAAAAGAUUUUUGGUUAUGCCAAAUGAAGACAACUGUGUAUUUGAGAAAAUAAGAGAAGAGGACCUGUGAUAAUUCAUUUUGAAAGACAGUAUUCUAAAUAAAUUGCCUGGGAACAAAAACUCCAUUGCUGAAACCUUGAAUUAUAAGGGGGGGGAAAAAAAUCUUCAAUGUAAUUCUUGGCCUUUGCAGUGUUCUUUAUAGUAUCUACAACUCUAGUAAACUAGUUUGAAUGGGUGCUGAGAAUCUGGAGACAUCUUGCAUACAUGCCUUUUUGGUUUUUUCCCCCUGACUGAAAUUGUUGGGGUGGAAAGGGGAGAAACUUAGAGUGCUAUGAUGUUAGAGGAAGAAAAAGUAUUUACAUAUCAGUUUGUUUCUGUGAGUAUUGGUGUAAUUAGCGUGAUGGCCGAGCAGGUUCUCGCCAUCCAGACCUUCUCUGGAAAAGGCCCAUAUUUCCUGUGGUCAUUCCCCUUACCAGGACCAGUCAUUCCUUUCGUGCAGAACAGGCCAUUAUGGUGCCCUUAGUGACCUCUGAGAUACCACCAGUGCUGAUUCAAAAGGUGACAUGUUGGGAGAAUGAAGGUAUUCAUGUGCUCUCUGGCAUGGCAGUGGGCUGGGCUAUUGGUUGAAUGCAUGUAACUGCAUCAGGAACUGGGCAGUCUUAUACGGAUGGCACUGGGAUAAGCUGGUACCUGAUGUAGUCAGAGAAAGGCAGACACACCAUUAACCAGCUCACUAAAUGAUCUGCUACUGCAAGAAGACUGCCUAAACCACCAUACUCCACACCAGGCUUGAAGGGUCUUUGAUUCUUCUUACUGUCC